UGCCUCGCCGCUGCCCGCGCCCCACGCGCCUCCCGGGCACGCGCUCCCAGCCCCGCCUGCGCGCGCGCGCCCUCCCGUACCCCCGCGGCGGACGCACGGCCACGAGCGCGCGUGCGCCUCUCAGGACGUCCGCGGGAGCCGAGCCAGAGCGAGCGCAGGGCCGGGCGCGCAGGAGUGAAAAGGAGGCGGCGGCUGCGGCUGCGAGCAACAGAUCCGGGCGCUGCGAGCUCACCCGCUCUGCUGUUGGGCGAUUUUUUUUUUUUGUAAUUUUCCCCAAACCUUUUAAUUUAGAACACCUUGCAUUUUUAAUGGCGCUGGCCCUGGGUCAGCGGGCGGUUUUCUCUGCUUCAAGAUGGGCUUUGCCGUUUCCGUCGUGGGCACCAGUGGUGGUCUGAUUGUCAGCCUUCCCCGGGCAUUUUUAAGGCCAGGAGCCGAGCGCUGCUUGUAGGCGCAUCACCCUACGGAGCGGUUUGGCUUUUGAAAUUAUUGUUAUUAUUUCGGGCAGAGAACAGUCGACCUCGGGCACUUCGUCCUCUUUGCAGGAGAGGCUGCGAGUGUGAAAUUCCUCCCGGGGUGAGGCAGCCCGGUCCCGCGCACAGUCCAGGCGGCCCAGCGUGUGCGUCCCGUCCCCGCCGGCGCCGGGAAAAUGGAGGCUGUGAUUGAGAAGGAAUGCAGCGCGCUCGGAGGCCUCUUCCAGACCAUCAUCAGCGACAUGAAGGGGAGCUACCCAGUUUGGGAAGAUUUCAUAAACAAAGCGGGGAAACUGCAGUCCCAGCUUCGGACAACAGUAGUAGCAGCAGCUGCCUUCUUGGACGCCUUUCAGAAAGUGGCCGACAUGGCUACCAACACACGUGGCGGAACCAGGGAGAUCGGCUCCGCCCUCACCCGGAUGUGCAUGCGGCACAGGAGCAUCGAGGCCAAGCUGAGGCAGUUUUCGAGUGCUUUAAUCGAUUGUCUGAUAAACCCACUUCAAGAACAGAUGGAAGAAUGGAAGAAAGUGGCCAACCAGCUGGAUAAAGACCACGCAAAAGAAUAUAAAAAAGCUCGUCAAGAGAUAAAGAAGAAGUCCUCAGAUACACUGAAACUGCAGAAGAAAGCAAAGAAAGGGAGGGGCGACAUCCAGCCGCAGUUGGACAGCGCGCUCCAGGACGUCAACGACAAGUACCUCCUGCUGGAGGAGACCGAGAAGCAGGCCGUCCGCAAGGCGCUGAUCGAAGAGCGCGGCCGGUUCUGCACCUUCAUCUCGAUGCUGCGGCCCGUGAUCGAAGAGGAAAUCUCCAUGCUGGGGGAGAUCACGCACCUGCAGACCAUAUCUGAAGACCUCAAGAGCCUGACCAUGGACCCCCACAAGCUGCCCUCCUCCAGUGAGCAGGUGAUCUUGGACCUGAAAGGUUCUGACUACAGUUGGUCGUACCAGACGCCGCCCUCGUCCCCCAGCACCACCAUGUCCCGCAAGUCAAGUGUCUGCAGCAGCCUGAACAGCGUGAACAGCAGCGACUCGCGCUCCAGCGGCUCGCACUCGCACUCGCCCAGCUCCCACUACCGCUGCCGCAGCUCCAACCUGGCCCAGCAGGCGCCCGUGCGGCUGUCCAGCGUGUCCUCGCACGACUCGGGCUUCAUAUCCCAGGACGCCUUCCAGUCCAAGUCACCGUCCCCCAUGCCGCCCGAGGCCCCCACCCAGAACUCGUCCAGCUCGGCCUCCUCGGAAGCCUCCGAAACCUGCCAGUCAGUGAGCGAGUGCAGCUCGCCCACCUCGGUCAGCUCAGGCUCCACCAUGGGCGCCUGGGCCUCCACAGAGAAGUUGUCUAACGGGUUUACUCACUAUAGUUUAUCAAGUGAGUCCCAUGUGGGGCCCGUGGGGGCAAGCCUUUUCCCUCAUUGCCUGCCUGCCUCCCGCCUGCUCCCUCGGGUCACCUCUGUCCACCUUCCAGACUACGCUCAUUAUUACACCAUUGGGCCCGGCAUGUUCCCGUCAUCUCAGAUCCCUAGCUGGAAGGACUGGGCCAAGCCAGGGCCUUAUGACCAGCCUCUGGUGAACACCCUACAGCGCCGCAAAGAGAAGCGGGAGCAGGACCCAAGCGGAGGAGGACCCGCCGCCGCGGGUGGCCCGUCUGCUGCUGCCGAGGAGGCUCAGAGACCACGGAGCAUGACCGUGUCCGCUGCCACCAGGCCUGGCGAGGAGAUGGAGGCUUGUGAGGAGCUGGCCCUGGCCCUGUCGCGGGGCCUCCAGCUAGACACCCAGAGGAGCAGCCGGGACUCGCUGCAGUGCUCCAGUGGCUACAGCACCCAGACCACCACCCCCUGCUGCUCAGAGGACACCAUUCCCUCCCAAGUUUCAGAUUACGAUUAUUUCUCGGUAAGUGGUGACCAGGAGGCAGACCAGCAGCAGGAGUUUGACAAAUCCUCCACCAUCCCGAGGAACAGCGACAUCAGCCAGUCCUACCGACGGAUGUUCCAGGCCAAGCGCCCGGCCUCAACUGCUGGCCUCCCCACCACCCUCGGACCUGCCAUGGUCACCCCAGGGGUUGCAACCAUCCGACGGACCCCUUCCACCAAGCCUUCUGUCCGCCGGGGGACCAUCGGAGCCGGGCCCAUCCCCAUCAAGACACCCGUGAUCCCUGUGAAGACCCCAACCGUCCCAGACCUCCCUGGGGUGUUGCCAGCCCCUCCGGAUGGGCCAGAGGAGCGGGGUGAGCACAGCCCCGAGUCGCCAUCUGUGGGUGAGGGCCCCCAGGGGGUCACCAGCAUGCCGUCCUCACUGUGGAGCGGUCAAGCCUCCGUCAACCCUCCCCUUCCAGGCCCGAAGCCAAGUAUCCCCGAGGAGCACAGACAGGCGAUCCCAGAGAGCGAGGCCGAAGACCAGGAGAGGGAUCCCUCCAGUGCCACUGCCUCCCCGGGCCGGGCUCCAGAGAGUGAGCCCGCAGACCUGAGCCCCAGGGAGGCCCCGCAAGGAGAAGACAUGCUGAACGCCAUCCGAAGGGGCGUGAAGCUGAAGAAGACCAUGACCAAUGACCGCUCGGCCCCUCGCUUCUCUUAGGCUCACGGAAAUGCUGCCAGUGGGGAAUGAACUGUUUAAUUAAUAAAACCUAAUUUGUCUUAUCCAUUCCAAUCUAUAAUCAAACAAAAGAUUUUGUAGGCAACUCAAAAUACACCUCUUUUGAAAGUACUCGACACCUUUAGAUAAGAAUUAAAAGCAACAUAUGUAACUGACAUAACCUUGAUCUUUUAAUUUGUAAAUAUUGACAAUUUUCUUUCUGCACAUUUAAAAUUAGUUUCCCUUUUGAUUUUUCUGAAGGUGCCAAAUUCCACUUAACUUUUUUAUAAGUCUUUGUAAAAUUUUAAAUGCAUAAGGGGGGAGGGCUCAGGGCAGGGGAACCACGAAGUAGUUAAUUUCAGAAAAUAGGGGGAUCUUUUUCUUUUUUUCCUGCAAGCUUUUGUAGAUGCAUUGUAGAAGUCUGGCUUAGAAGCAAAUUCAAGUUAUUUUAAUGUACAAACAAAAAGGUAAGAGGUAAACUCUUCAUUUAAAUACACGAUGUUCUGAAUGAGCAAAGCAGAUGAGCACUAUUCGGAGUGAAGUGAAUCUGGAGGGUAGACUGUUGGGAUUGGGGGGAGGGCCAUGGGAGGGGCACUGUCAACAUAGCCGACCUGUCACAUUUAAGAGUAGCCUCGUAGGUUGAAUUUCUAGUAGCUUCAUGGUUAAUGCAUCCGAAUAAGCCAUACUGGAUUGCAGUGUUUGUUUCUGUAAGGUGUUUAAGGACUUCCUUUCUCCCACGAUUCCUCUUGACUGCACACAGCACCCACCUCCAAUCCUGUGCAUGCUGCCACCACCGGGUAGACAUAGAAUUUAUCCCCCACUUAGUUCGUCUGUUAUACCCACUUUCAUCGAAUCCAGAUGCAUCCAAAAGGGUAAGGCAGUUUCAAAAAUGUGAAAACAUUUAAACAUGAUAGCAGGGAAUUCUUAGAUAAAGCAAAUGCCUUUUACUUAACUGUGCCCAGCAGGCUGGGUGCAUUGAAAAGCCCAAAUAUUUUGAAAAAACUCUGAGCGGAUUUAACAAGAGUAACCAGCUUAGCAUCCAGCAACUUGCCAAUGUGUUUACCAAUCCGGGGGCUUGUUUUUCUUAAUUGGCUUCAUACUAAACAAGAGGAGGAUUGAUUUAUUGUCACUCGGAAUCUGACCACUAGACUGUCCCUCUUUUUGUACUUUAGGUAAUGUUUUUUGGAAUGGAUUUAUGUCUUUUCUUCUUUAAGUGAAAGUUAAAUUUGUUACAAUGCCCGUCCCCUAAAGCCAACAGGGAUUUGCAGAUUUAGAGGGUCUUGUUGGGAGAAUAUAAACACGAAGAAGAAAGCAAUUCCUAGUAGCGGGGUCAGCUGACAGUGCCCCCUGUGACCGGACCUGUCAAGGGAUGAUAGGAGCUUGGUGGGUCCCACAGACCCUGCAGGUUCCUGUUGGCUCCUUUCUUCAAUCACAUAAUCUUAUGCUUUAACACAUAACUGCAUUGGAUGUGAGAGUAACGUACCUGUAUAGUCAUUAAUUCUAUAUAUUGACAUUUAACACUGCUGUGAUUGCUCAAGGACAUUUUAUGUUAUGGCUUUAAAGCAAAGGCAUGAUUAUUAGAAACUAUUUAAGCUUUUUUUUCUUUGAAAAACAAGCUCCUUUUACAGAAUAUAAGCAACAGUAGUGCCUGUGGUUUAGCCCACCAAUCUCAAUGACUAAAAAGUAGCUGAUGCAUUGUGCAUAUGAUGCUUGAGAUGGUUUUUGCAAAAGCAGAAAUCACUGCAAGGUAAUUACAAUAGAUAAGAGUGGUAUUUUAAAUCUUUGAAAUAAAUGGAUGUAACUGUACCUCGGUACAGCUUUUCACUGUUUAGUUUUUAAACGUUAGUAUAAUCUGAAGAAACUUAAUAUAAAAUGUUGCCAAAUUGACUGUAGAAAGAAUGUGACAAAACACCCUGGGUAGUCCUGUUUGUGUUUUUGCAUAUUGUAAAAGCAGUGUCACAGCUACAAUAAAGAAAUCGUUUCUAAAGGUAAAUUAUUGUGGUUUAGUUGCUAGUUUGUACUGAGAGUUGACCUCUCGCUGUGCAGUUUUUUGUUCUAAACUUGUAUAAAUAACAACUGUGUGAUGUGUUUCCCUUCUAUCUUGUAACAAUUGCUUCAGCCUACAUUAUAAAUAAAGAACCACUAGAA
Eptesicus fuscus (big brown bat) is the source of this 5182-nucleotide messenger RNA. It is a transcript of the gene MTSS1, whose product is annotated as MTSS I-BAR domain containing 1. Gene Ontology annotation, biological process: adherens junction maintenance; positive regulation of actin filament bundle assembly; plasma membrane organization. Gene Ontology annotation, molecular function: phospholipid binding; actin binding. Gene Ontology annotation, cellular component: actin cytoskeleton; cytoplasmic side of plasma membrane. The transcript is spliced from 15 exons. The record is from RefSeq and is a predicted model, not a curated record. Bases 647 to 3037 code for a protein of 796 amino acids. Lineage: Eukaryota; Metazoa; Chordata; Mammalia; Chiroptera; Vespertilionidae.